This is a messenger RNA of Anopheles coluzzii, 1629 nucleotides long. Its product is annotated as zinc finger protein 37-like. The record is from RefSeq and is a predicted model, not a curated record. The transcript is spliced from 4 exons. Gene Ontology annotation, cellular component: nucleus. The coding region runs from base 33 to 1379 and encodes 448 amino acids. Lineage: Eukaryota; Metazoa; Arthropoda; Insecta; Diptera; Culicidae. Gene Ontology annotation, molecular function: RNA polymerase II transcription regulatory region sequence-specific DNA binding; DNA-binding transcription factor activity, RNA polymerase II-specific; zinc ion binding. Gene Ontology annotation, biological process: regulation of transcription by RNA polymerase II.
UGUUUAUCAACACAACCUGUUUCCGGUUCUGAAUGGCGAUCGUUCCACAAGAAUUAUCAUCUAUCUGUCGGUUUUGUUUGUGCCAGGAGGAGAAACAGUUGCUUCUGAUAGCAAAAACGAUAUGCUCUUCCCUGACGAUCGAAGAUGUACGACGAUUCACUGGCAUACCGAUUCUUCCCGACGAUGUGUUGCGUUGCGCGAUAUGUUUUGAAUGCUUGGGCAGUCUGAAAAAGUCUACCGACUUCCGGUACGCAUGCAUUCGCAAUGAUGCCACCUUUAGUCGGCUGUGCGUUGGGCCAUCCUCUGUUGACAAAAAAGAUCCGACCAAUCUCAAAUACAAUCCAAUGGUGCUGCCUGAUGCCGAUCCGUUGGAGUUGAAAUUUGAUAUGCUCACCGAUGAACUCGUUGAAACUAAACUGUAUGACGAAGACACAAGCGUACAGAUAAUUGCCAAUCAAGUUGCCAGAGAAACAGUCUCCUGCGAAGAGGUCGCGGAAGCAGAAGAGUACAACGCGCCCUACUCAGCCAACUACAUCGAGCUUGGAGAACCUUUCUCCGAUGAUACUGAUACUGACGAACCGAAACGGAAGGGGAAACCACGACGAAGAAAAGCAGACUUGAAUGGCACCCGGUCAGACGCCACCAAGCAGCCCAGUCGGACGCCAACGAUACUAGAGAAUGAAAGUGACCCAUCUUUGAAACCCAAGGCCCCGAAGCACAAGAAAGUGCUCUGCUACGUGUGUGGCAUCUGGAUUACAAAUAUCGAUGGGCAUAUCGCUAGCCACAACAAGCAGGCUAACUUUGCAUGUCCGCACUGUCCUGUGAAGAUGAUCAACAAGUGCAAUUUGAUGCGCCACGUUAAACAGGUGCACGAGAAGAGGAUAAUCAUGUAUUGCGAACUGUGUGGGAAAGGGUUUACCCAUAAGAAUAAUUACGUUUCGCACAUGCGCUCGCAGCAUAACAUCGGCAGAACCUACGACUGCAGUGUGUGCUUCGUCAAAUUCAGACAUCAAGGUGCACUGCGAAACCAUUUUCGAAGCGUUCAUCUCAACGAGACGUUUCCUUGCGCUACCUGUGGCAUGGUGUUUCGCACUCCCGAGAGACUGAAAAGACAUCAGCCGGUCCACUCGACGGAGCAACCGUACGUGUGCCGACAAUGUCCGAAGCGGUUUAAGUAUCGCUAUGCUAGGACAAUACAUGAGAUUACCCAUACGGGCGUUAUUUUUCGCUGCAGACACUGCGACAAAUCCUAUCGGUACAAGGCCCAGCUCAACGUGCAUCUAAGGAAAACGCAUCCGGAUAGCGAAUCAGACAGUACUGCACCGUUAGAACGAGCGACCACCAAAGAGACGGAGCAAACAACGGAUACUCAAGCGUAGAUUUAAGAUGAGAGUCCUCGCCCCGGGAAGAAUAUGAGUAGGAGUAUUAAUCAUUUCCAAGGGGAGUACGUUAAAUCAGAAGUCCUCUACGAUUACCAAAGCAAACCCAAAGCUACUUGAGCGGGGAGAAUGAUAAUGAAAAGGAAGUUGAUUGUUGCGUCCACUGUUACAACACAUUGUUCCCAUCAUCUCUCCUUUUUUAACCAUUUUUAUAGAGAUUUUGGGCGUAGUCAUUCGCCUCAAGCACAAA